Phyllopteryx taeniolatus (common seadragon) is the source of this 6790-nucleotide messenger RNA. RefSeq names its product REV1 DNA directed polymerase (gene rev1). The transcript has 22 exons. Gene Ontology annotation, biological process: error-free translesion synthesis; error-prone translesion synthesis. The coding region runs from base 408 to 4391 and encodes 1327 amino acids. The record is from RefSeq and is a predicted model, not a curated record. Gene Ontology annotation, molecular function: DNA-directed DNA polymerase activity; deoxycytidyl transferase activity; damaged DNA binding. Gene Ontology annotation, cellular component: nucleus. NCBI's taxonomy places the organism in Eukaryota, Metazoa, Chordata, Actinopteri, Syngnathiformes, Syngnathidae.
AACAACAACUUCCGGUUGUUGUCAAAAGGAUGCCCGACAAUAAAACACAUUAGGGCUUGUUGCGUCGCCUGAUGUUUUAUUUUGAAAGAACAUCGGAAUCUUUCUUUGUAUACGCUUUUGCAGUCACACGGAGCGAUAGAAUGGAAAGCAAAAGGAAUCAACGGAGAAGCGGUAGGAAUGGAGAAAUGGAGAGCUGACGGCAUGUCGAACACGUUCAAGUCCCCGCGGUGUCACCAUGAUUAAGUAAGGUUGUUGACAACAAAAGGCGGAAAGUGUCGAGUAGAUUCUCCGUAGGUUUGACGCCUGAGCUUGAGGACAGCUUCCUAUGCGGAGGCAAGUCUGCUUGUUAAUACGUGUGGCUCCCAACGCGACGCAGCUCAUUUUGACAGCACAAUAGGUAGCUCAGUAUGAGUCGAGAUGUGUGGACCAAGAAGAGAGCCAAUGCCAGUGGAGACAAUGGUUGGGCUGAGAGGGGCGGCUACAUGGCUGCCAAGGUGUCAAAGUUGGAGGAGCAGUUCAAAAGCGACGCUCCCAGGGAGAAACAGAAGGAUGGCUCUUCCAGCAUUUUCACUGGGGUGGCCAUCUAUGUGAACGGCUACACAGAACCGAGUGCGGAUGAGCUCCGCAGGCUGAUGAUGCUGCACGGCGGGCAGUUCCACGUCUACUAUUCCCGCUCCAAGACCACCCACAUCAUUGCCCACAAUUUGCCAAACUGCAAAAUACAGGAGCUAAAAGGAGAAAAGGUCAUCAAGCCCGGCUGGAUCACUGACAGCAUUAAAGCAGGGCGUCUCCUCCCUUACUUGCACUACCAACUGUACGCGAAAUACAAAGCGCCACUUUUUCCGGCUAUGAAGCCGCGUCAGACCUCAGAGACCGCCGGACCCAGUGACAGUCUUCACAGCAUUCCCAACCAGGAGACCUCGAACUCAAGUUACCCCGCUCACAAACUACAAGGCUCCCUUCAGAAGACCCCCUCAUCCCACCCACAUCAUAGAACCCCCUCAGCAUCCCCUCACCCAGACCCUGAGCACAGCCACUUUAGUGUCCAGCCAAGACACUGCAGCAGUUCCAAUUCCCACAACCCGCUAUUUAAAUCAAGCCCCUUAAAGCACCCACAGUCGGGACUUUUAUCACCUUACGCCCUCCAGUCACAGAGAGCAGACCAACCUGAACCUCAAACCUCCUGCAGUACGCACCAGAGGAGACACAAAGAAGUGGAAAUAAGAGUGAAUGGAUCAGUGCAGACCUCAGCAGCAGCCUUGAUACCAGAGUGCAUCAAAGCCCCCUCCCCCCUCGCCAAUGGACACGCUCAUCUUUUUAAUGGUGCCUUAAAGUCAAAGGACCUUGUUCUAGACAAAGUUUGUGUUCCCAAGGACCUGAGUGAAUGCAGAAUCGCGAGCUCUGAAAGAAAAGACACUUCUCCGAACAAACUGGAUCCGUACGAGUUCCCCAACAGUCCUCCAAAGCAGUCUGACCUGCUGCCUGUUUGUCUUGAGGAUUCAUAUUCAAAAGAUGCACUUAAUUCGCCACAACAAACAUCCCUUCAAGUCGACUCGAAUCCCGACAAAAUUCCUCAUUCCCCGCCGUCCCGUCCACAUGUCCCCGUGCGUCUGAACGGAAGUCACCACAAUGCCUUUUCAUCUCACCCGGCCUCGGAAAGCAACUCAACAGUCCGACCUCAUCCCAGCGCGGCGCCCUCCGAAUCUGCGGCACGGCUUUCGGCGCAGACGGGCGCCCUGAUCUCGGAGUACUAUGCUCACUCGCGUUUACACCAGAUCUCCACGUGGAGGACCGGCUUCUCCGAGUACGUCAAUGAACUGCACAAUAAGCGAAAGGCGACGGGUGUUGCCUCCCUACCGGGCAAAGAGCGACUUCGGAAAUUAGUGGCGCAGGGUGCUUUUGAAAGCCAAGAUACGCCGGCAUCCUUUGCCGUUAAAUCUUGCAUCCUCCACGUGGACAUGGAUUGUUUCUUUGUGUCUGUUGGGAUCCGACAUCGACCUGAACUCAAAGAUAAGCCUGUAGCAGUGACUAGUAACCGUGGACACGUGCGUGUGCCUUUAAGACCAGGGGCCAACCCACAGCUGGAGCAGCAGUACUACCAGAGGAAACAUGCUCUGGCUCCACCUGGCAAAGAGUUUGCGUAUUUACAUGAUGCUGCUCCACAAGAGCGUGCAGAAGUUCAUCCUAAUGGAGUAGACCAGGAUGCUGCUCUUUCCAUGGCGGAGAUUGCAUCCUGUAGCUAUGCUGCAAGGCAGGCAGGUGUGAAGAACGGGAUGUUUUUUGGUAAAGCCAAACAGCUGUGUCCCACUCUGCAGUCUGUUCCGUACGACUUUGACGCCUACAAAGAAGUGGCCCUCACCAUGUACGAGACGUUGGCUAGUUACACUCAUGACAUCGAGGCUCUGAGCUGUGACGAAGUACUGCUGGACGCCUCGGCUCUCAUAGCCGAGUUGGGUGUGGACCCAGAGGAUCUGGCCAAAGCCAUCAGAGCAGACAUCAAGGAAAAGACUGGAUGCUGUGCUUCAAUUGGCAUGGGGUCCAACAUCUUAUUGGCUCGACUUUCCACGCGCAAGGCCAAGCCAGAUGGCCAGUACUUUUUAAAGUCAGAGGACGUGGACGAUUUUAUCAGGGACCUGCCAGUGACCAGUUUACCAGGCGUGGGGCCUGUCAUGGGCCGAAAGCUGGCAGCUAUUGGGGUCAAGUCAUGUGGAGACCUACGACAGGUGUCUCUGACUCGGCUGCAGAAGAAGUUUGGACCACGCUCAGGGCAAACGCUGUUCCGCUUCUGCAGGGGUCUCGAUGACCGACCCGUCCGCUACGAGAAAGAGAGGAAGUCCGUGUCUGCGGAGAUGAACUACAACAUACGCUUUCAAAAGGUUGAUGAGGCUGAAUCUUUUCUGUCCAACCUAUCCAUGGAGGUGCAGCGACGUCUACAAGAAGCCGGGCUGCAAGGUCGCAGAGUGACGCUCAAGGUCAUGGUCCGCAAGGAUGGCGCCCCCCAGGAGACGGCGAAAUACGGCGGACACGGCAUAUGUGACAACUUUGCUAAGACAGUGAUGCUUGCACAGUCCACUGACAGUGGCCAGUUGAUUGCAGCGACAGUCAUCAAGAUGUUCCACGCUAUGAAGUUGCCAGUACAGGAGCUCCGAGGCCUUGGCAUCCAGGUCCAGCUUCUGGAGGGAAGUCACUCCGCUCACAACAACGCCAACGGCCUUCGGACACGCUCCAUCAAAGAGAUGUUGCUCGGCCAGACGUCCGACAGCAAAGACGCUGGGGACAACAACAAGCAUCAAGAAAAGACGCCCCGAAUCCGAGCUAUAUCGCCUGGGUCCAUUGAGGAACCUCAGUCUCCCAAUGUGUCGGUUCCAGGAACGAGCAAAGAACAUGAAGCAUGCAGACAAAUGCCCAAAACCCCCAGAACAAUUCUUGACUUCAGUAUCGAAAUCCCCUCACCUUCACAGGUGGAUCGGUCCGUGUUGGAAGCCCUGCCUGCAGAACUGAGAUUACAAGUGGAGCAGUCGUGGACUUGCAGAGAAGGCAGGCAGACAAACCACCACCGUCCUGCCAGUCCACAGUCUUCGAGUCCCAAGUCACGGCCAGUCUCCCCGCCUUGUCCUCCUCCUCCUCCACUGAACAAACAACCUGCACCACCUGGAGCACUAGUUUUGCAGAUUUCAAACCAGCCAGACAGUCCAGGAAUUGUUUUGGAGCUGCCUAACUAUUCCCAGGUUGACCCAGAUGUUUUUGCCGCUCUUCCCAAAGAGCUCCAGGAGGAACUCAAGUCUGCCUACAACCGUGCUGCAAAUAACCAACCUCAGACAAAAAUGUUGGAGCAGAAGAACGCGCUUUUGCAGCUGAAGCAGUCUGUAGGUGUCGGACGACUAAAGCGGCGAUACAAGAGGAAGAACGCAGUAAGCCCCGCCAAAAAGGGCCCAUCGCCUCAAAAGAAGUACCGCCCGAUGAACAGCCCUGCCAAAAUCGCACCGCCUUUUACUAAACUGAAGGAGCCUAAGAACGUCUUAAAGGCUGAAAAUGAUCCGUCCACCUCCUCCUCAAAGCAGGACAUGCCGGAGCUUUUGCCAAAAUGCAUCCUUCGCCCCUCUCCAGCGUUGGCAGGAGCCUCUGAGCUACCGGAUAUUAAAACGCUGUUGCGGGAAUGGGUGACCACCAUGACUGACCCCAUGGAAGAGGACAUUCUGCAGGUGGUGAAAUAUUGCACUGAUCUAAUCGAGGACAAGGAUCUGGAGAAACUGGAUCUGAUCAUAAAAUACAUGAAGAGGAUCAUGCAGCAGUCGCUCGAGUCCGUGUGGAGUAUGGCCUUUGACUUCAUCUUGGACAACGUGCAGGUGGUUGUGCAGCAAACCUACGGUAGCACCCUAAAGAUCACGUGAACAUCUAUAUACCCGCUUUUUCACUUUUUUUUCUACAUUUGAACUGUUCUUAUUGGGUUCUGUAAGCACAGAAAUCGCAGCUUGUUCUUGGUUAACCAUAUCAACACAAAAUUGCGGUUUCUUAUACGGCACGAGCCAAGAGAGCGAUGCAAAAGCCAUGAUUGUAUUCAAAAUCACUUUGUAUACAUGCAGCAUUUUCUUGUCUUUUAAAGACUAAGGCAACUAAAGGGCAGAGAACUGUUGAGAAGCUCUUUUCUUGGUAGUAUUCUGUCUUGGAGUCCAGUGGAACCUCCAAAGUGGAACACAAUUCGCUCUGUGACGCUGGUUGACUUCAUAGUUUUUCCGAAUAAUUUUUUUUUUCGUGGGAAAUAAUGGAAUUAUUUUUUUUUGUACGAGCAAUGUUUUAAGUAACAUUUUAACAUUAACUGUCAUGCAAGUAUAAAGAGAAGCCAUUACAAAUAAAGUAAAACUCAUUAAAGAUGACUGACAUUUGAAUGGAGAGGGAUCAGGAAGCUGCGGAGCAAUAUUUUCACCGAGUGGUGUAUUGCUGGACUUACAGUAGUGCCUUGAUUUAUGAGUUUAUUUUGUUGCGUAACCACGCUUGUAACUAAAAAAAAAACUUGUAUCUCAAAGCAUAUUACCCCAUUGAAAUGAAUGGGAAUGCCAUUAAUCCGUUCCAGCCCCACAUUGUGCUCGUUCUGGUGUGUCCGCCUUGGCCACAGGGGGCAGUAUAAUACAGAGACUUUCACAACUGACUCGGUAAACUGCAGUAAUAUUAGGUGUUUUUCGCAGAGGAUAAAGAACGUAUGCCUGUGAGUAUUGUUAUAUUGUCUGAAUGUAAAAAAUUGUCUAAGUAUGUUACCACACAUUCAAAUAUACAUGCUUUUAAGGGUCAUAACGCAGCGACUAUCGAUGCUAUUUGUUAGCCGGUCUAUGGCCUUUUGCAUUGUAUGGUGGCAUUAAGCUAGCAAAGUUCUGUGAUUGUUCUAAAUAAACAACUUGGAAUUCUUUUUGUUUUAUCUGUAGUUUGACAGUUGAAUUCAACUGGUAGUGGCAAUAAAAGCUUUAGCCUUUAUUAUUUAAGAAUUGGUCACCAUCUGUCACACUGCUGGUUGUUGAGUUGUGGGCUGCCACCAUCAAGCACUGAAAUCUUGAAUUUUUGCUUGCAAAACAAAUUAUAAUAAUCAACCGAGCGACUGCUUGUAUCUUGAAAAACUCGCAAGUCAGGUCACUCAUAAGUCAAGUCACCACUAUUAUGGUAGCGAUGUAUAAUAAGUGUAUUCAGCAUUUGCUUGGUAAAAUGUAUUUGCUGAUAUUGUACUGCGGCAAGCCAGUUUUCUAUGCUGCAAUAUUUGAAUUUGCUGUUGUAUUCUAUGGUUAUCAUUACACCUUUUCUCUUUGCCAUUACUGGUCCCCUUCAUUGGUGGCAUCACAAACACGUGGAGUUUUAAUUCUUUAGAUGCUCACUGAGCUAAAGUCUCACGCGAUGAUGGGUUAGCUCCAUGUUGUUUGACCUUUUGAGGCAUAUUUUGGGUUCAACUCCAAAUGGUACCACUUUUGGGGCAUCAGGCUUUGGAGGUUCCACUGCAUUGUGUAAAUUGAUUCUCAAUCAUGUACAUGUAAAGAUAUAAGGCUUGUCCAAUGUAUGAAUGUCCUUUUCAACCCUUAGUACAGUAUAUGUGAUCAUAUCUGAUAUUCCUAAAAAAGCAGAAAAAAAUGCUGUAAAAAAGAAAAAAAAAGCAGUCAUCCUUUUUUUGUCUCUUGCAAAAAAAAAAAAAAAAAAAAAAAAAAAGUGCCAAAUCCUUGUCAUCAAAGUAUGUCAUUUUUUUUCCAUUUCAUUUAAAAAUACUUGUUUAAUGGAAGUAAAAAGUUUACCUCUUGUAUUGUUUACAUUUAGUGAAUUCUUAGUAACUUCUAACUGUUGACCUUUUCGGUCUUCGAAAAGAAAGCACUUAAGAGGUUAACUUUUGAUUGUCACUCUAUUCAGUAUGUUACCUCUACAUUUUUUUCUUUUGUGUUUAAGAAGUAAGAUAUCCCUUUGGAGAUAAGUUAGAUCUGAACAAUGUUACAUUUUUAACUUUGUAGCCCAAAUUUGUAUUGCAUUUAUAGAGGACUGACAUAAGAUGCCCAUCAUUCAGAGAUGCUACGGCUAUGUUGGUGGGGAGGGGAAAAAAAAAAUCAAUUAUACAAAACAAAUUAGUGUCAAAUUUCCGGGACUGAAUGUUUGAGAAGUGUCAAAUUUGCUUUACAAGUUGCUUCUGCCCUCGUUGAUGUGUUCGUGAAAGCAAAUGAGCCUCAUUUUAGAACGGGCCAAGUUUUAUAAAUCUGGCUUGUGCCUGAAGACCUGAAGCUGUGAACGUUUUCUAAAGCUUGAUGAUGAUAAUAAACUGUAACUUCUA